CGCUCCGGAAGAGGGAAAGAGCCGAGUGGCGGCGGCUGGGGCGGCAGCGGGAUGGCAGCGCGGGGUUCCGCGGGGGAUGCUGCGUUCCGCCGCGCGGCCGAACAGUGGCUGCUCUGGGAUAAGAAUCCAAAAACUUACGCAAUCGUGAAACAAUUGCUUGCGGAAGGAAAUGCCGGAGAACUGCAGAAAUACUUUGGCUCACGGAUGGAGUUUGGCACAGCAGGGCUCAGAGCUGCCAUGGGAGCAGGGAUUUCCCACAUGAAUGACUUGACUAUUAUCCAGACAACCCAGGGAUUUUGCAGAUACCUUGAGAAGAAUUUCAGUGACCUGAAAAAGAGAGGAGUUGUGAUUGGGUUUGAUGCUCGUGCUCAUCUUUCCAGUGGAGGAAGUAGCAAAAGGUUUGCAAGACUUGCUGCCAAUACCUUCAUCAGUCAGGGAGUUCCAGUUUAUCUAUUCUCUGAUAUAAUACCAACCCCCUUUGUGCCAUACACAGUAACUCAUCUGAAGCUUUGUGCUGGAAUUAUGGUUACUGCUUCCCAUAAUCCAAAACAAGACAAUGGUUACAAGGUUUACUGGGAAAACGGUGCUCAGAUCAUUUCUCCUCAUGACAAAGGAAUUUCUCAGGCUAUUGAGGAGAACCAAGAACCGUGGCCUCAGGCUUGGGAUGACAAACUGAUUGACAGCAGCUCACUACUUCAUGAUCCAUAUGCCAUGGUCAAUAAGGAGUAUUUCAAAGACAUACAGAAACAGUGCUUUUACAGGAAUAUAAACAAGGAAACAAACCUGAAAUUUGUUCAUACUUCUGUGCAUGGCGUAGGACAUAAAUUUGUGCAGUUGGCAUUCAAGGCAUUUGACCUCAGCCCUCCUUUUGCUGUUCCGGAGCAGAAAGAUCCUGAUCCAGAUUUUCCCACAGUGAAGUAUCCAAAUCCUGAAGAAGGCAAAGGUGUUCUGACAUUGUCUUUUGCUUUGGCUGAAAAAGAUGGGGCAAGAAUCAUUUUAGCAAAUGAUCCUGAUGCUGAUCGACUGGCAGUGGCAGAGAAACAAGAGAGUGGUGAAUGGAAAGUGUUUUCUGGAAAUGAACUAGGAGCUCUUUUAGGCUGGUGGAUCUUCACUUGCUGGAAAAAUAACAGUAGGGAUACUUGUGCCAUUAAAGAUGUCUACAUGUUAUCCAGUACUGUUUCUUCCAAAAUCCUGAGAGCAAUUGCACUAAAGGAAGGUUUUCACUUUGAGGAAACACUGACAGGUUUCAAGUGGAUGGGCAACCGUGCCAAACAGCUCAUGGACCAGGGGAAAGCUGUUCUCUUUGCAUUUGAAGAGGCUAUAGGGUAUAUGUGCUGUCCUGCUGUUCUGGACAAAGAUGGUGUCAGUGCUGCUGUUAUAACUGCGGAAAUGGCCAGCUUUUUGGCAACCAGGAAUUUGUCUUUGUCUCAGCAGCUGAAAGCUGUCUAUGAUGAAUAUGGCUUCCAUAUUACCAAAGCUUCGUAUUUCAUCUGCCAUGAUCCUAAAGUUAUUCAACAGCUUUUUGACAACCUUAGAAAUUUUGAUGGAAAAAACACAUACCCAAAAUCUUGUGGUAGAUUUAAAGUUUCUGGAAUAAGGGAUCUAACUACUGGGUAUGACAGCAGCCAGCCAGAUCAAAAGGCUAUACUUCCUACUAGUAAAAGCAGCCAGAUGAUAACAUUCACUUUUGCUAAUGGAGGAGUGGCCACAAUUAGAACCAGUGGGACGGAACCAAAGAUCAAAUACUAUUCUGAACUUUGUGCACCCCCUGGAAACAGUGAUGCUGAACAGCUGAAGAGGGAGCUAGAUGAAUUGGUCAAUGCUCUUGAAAAACACUUCUUUCAACCAGAAAAAAACAAACUUCAACGAAAGACUGAGUAAAAUAGCAAAAUAACUACCUUGAUGGGGUUUUGCAGCAUUAGAAGUGCAUUAUUUAAGGAGUUGAAGUUUUUUUAGGACCAAACAUCUGAGAACUCUGACUAUAAAGACUUCUGCUUUUAAGAGUUACUUUGGGUACUCUUAGCUCUAGUAUCUUAUUUUGACAGGAAAGUACCUUUACCCUUAAUGGACCAAAAAACCCAUCAGUUGAACUAAAAGCUUUAUGAACUGAAAGUAGACUGCAAAUGUAUUUAAAUCAAAAUUUGUUUUAAUUAAAUAUAAGUAAUAUUCUGGUAUCUGAAACAGCCUGUUUUGUGGUGACUUGUUUCUUUUGUGUGCAUAUAAUCUGAAAACACUAUGCAACUUUGUCUAGGUUUAGAUUUGCAAAGCAAGUUCUCCUGUUAACAGGAAAUAUUUAAAGCCUGUGGUGAGAUGGACAAACUUGGGGCAGAUGAUUCAGAAGUAGUGAUCUUUUAUAGGGAUUUUGGCCCAAAUAAAUGAGGAACUCACAGCAAAUUUGUUAAAUAUCUAUUUGCUGUGGGACUAUAUAUCAUAUUCCAGGCUAGAGACACAAAGUGUACCAAGCUGUCUUUGAAUACUAUGAACCCAUUAAGAUAGUAUAUCUACAUACAGCACCUUUCUGUUGCCUCACUGAACACAGCUUAAUUAGUUCAAAGCAUAGCCCAAUUUUGGAGCCUCUCACACUGUUUGCUGCCAUGACUUGGUGCAUAACUCUGUGUUUAACUUAGAGCAGAAGUUUCCAUUUCAUUGCAUGCUCUUGUCUGUGCUUGCAAAGCCUGAGAGGGUUUUUUGGAGUUUGCCAGUUGACUUUAAUAUGGGGCUUUUCUGCAUUUUCAGUACUUGCUUUGGAUAUCAGUGUAGCAUUAAUAGUCAGAACCAUAGGUACAUACUUAGAAAUGCAAAAUUUCUAAACUUGAUUAUCCUCCCAGAAUUCAAGUCUUCUGUGCUUGUUAUUUUCAGUGCAAUUUGAAGAUUGCAGCAGUUGUGCAGCUUGGUACAGAGGCGCAGCCCUGGGGGGACUGGAAGAAGAAGUUUUACAGUCUGAUGUACCACUGCAGAUCAUGUGCAGUCUUGUGGUGAGAGGCCUCAAAAAUUAGUCUGGGGAUGCUUCAGGGAUCUUUGAUGGUUUAUGACACCUUCUAAGAUAUGACAGCUGCCUCUCAAGUCAGCCUAGUUGAGUGAAUUAUGACCCAUCAGAAUGAAUACCUUCAGGCCUCCAUGUGAAUGUCCCUGUACUUUUCCAGAGGGGAGUUUUCAUGCCUGAGCUAGUUGUGUAAGGGGGGGACACUGGCAUGAUAAAAAGCACUAUCCCAUCAUGCAGGAUCUGCUUACUGGCUUCCUCCUUGCUUGAAGGCAGACAGAGGAAUGGUUCUUCAGGAACCAGGCUGGGGCAGUGCCUUCUAUUUGGGCCUUGAUGAGCUACACCCAGGGCUGGAAGAAGUUUUGUGGGUCUGUACAAGCCUGCAGCCAUGGGUUUCAACAGGGGAGGUGAUUCUUUCCCUCCACUCUGCUCUUGUGACACCCCACCUGGAGUACUGCAUCUCAGCACAAGAAUGACAUGAACCUGUUAGAGUAGGUCCAGAGGAAAGUCAUGAAAACAGCCAGAGGGUUAGAAUACCUGUACUGGGAAAAAAAGACUGAGAGUGCUGAGGCUGCUCAGCCUGUAGAAGAGGCUAUGAGAUCUUUCAAUAUAUGAAGAGAGCUUAUAAGAAACAUACUUUUUACCAGGGACUGUAGAGACAGGACAAAGGGAAACAGUUUUAAAGUGAAAGAGGAUAGAUUUAAUUGGAUACAAAGAAAGAUUUUUAUUUUUUUUUAUACUGAGGGGCAUGAGAAAUGGGAACAAGUUGCCCAGCAAAGCUGUUGGAUGCCUGAAAGUGUUCAAGGCUAAGCUGGAUGCAGUUUUGAGCAGUCUGAUCUGGUGAAAGGUGUCCCUGCAUCAUGUAGGGUGGUUGAACUAGGUGAUUUUUAAAAGGGGCCUUCAGACUGAAACCAUUCCAUCAUUCCUUUUACUUUCAUUUGUAUUGGGAGGACUCACAUUUAUUUUGGUACAGAAUAUGUUAAAGGAUGCUUUACUGAAUUAAUGGGGAAGAACUGAAGACAGAGGAUUAGAGGUUCUGAUUUUUUUUAUGUGUUUGUCUUAAAAUCACAGGCUAGAGAGGCAUAUUUUACAUCUGCCAAAGCUGGAUUAGGAUUUUGCUAGUGUUAGAAGUCUGGAAGUGAGACCUGCAAUGCACUCGUGUACUGAAACAUCCUUAGUAUGGCUUUAGAGCAUCUUCAGAAACAGUACAGACAUUGGAUGAUGACCUAAUCUUUAUCAUUGUCUUCCUAAGGUAAAGGAAUUUAUUUGCUCCAUUCCUUUCUCUAUUCCAGAGAGAAGUUCACAACUUGGGGGUGGGGGGUGUGUGACCAAAAAAAGCAGCUGCUUGAGCAAUUACAACAAACUGCAAAAUUACAAGAGAAAACUUGUUAUUGCUAAAGUCUUUACCAACUUUCUGUUGCAUCAGAGAAAAGAGGAUCUAGUACUGAAGUAAAGAAUCAAAACAAAGGCAGCAAGAGUAUAGCGAAGAGAGAAGUUAGUAUUGCAAGUCAGAACGGGUGUUAAGCUGCAGUUUCUAAGUCUAAUUCUUACACUAAAGUGUUGUGUAAGAUAAUGAAGCCUACUUAGACAGUAUUACUCUCAAGAUAGCUAUUAAAACACAGGCAAAUGUAAUUUAUAAAAGAGCAGCCUUGAACUGGGAGCAGGUGUACUAGUGUUUUAUCCAGAAAUGGGAAUUGCCAUGACUGGAAUGAAGAGUGCUUGCAGCCCAGACUGAACUCAGGCAUAAGGGAAUUCUUGGCUGUUUCUAGAGAAAGACACAUCCCUACAUUACCAAAAACAUGUAAAAUGAGCCUGUUUUAUAUAACAGAUGAAAACACAAUUCCAGUGACAGUUGUAAACAUUGAUCCUAUAGGGGAUUAGGCCUAUGGGACUAGAGGGAAGGGCUCAGAAAGAGUAGCAUAGUACUCCAAACUCUGCCAAAAUAAAACCCCAAACAGUAAUGCUUUAGGAGGAGACCAAUGGACUUCACUUAAAGGUUAUUAGUUUUUUUACAAACCCAGUUUCAUAAAAUUUACUGAAUAAUUUAAAAUUCAGGGAUGGAUUGAAACAGUUUGGGUGGAAGGAAGUAAAUACAUUCCAUCUUCCUUACAGGCUAUGAACUUAGUCCAUGGCAUAUUAUGUAAAAAUACUGUUAUGAUACUCAAGUACUGUACUUGAAUUGCAAAAGGAUUUAUUUGAUAAUUUUGCUAUAUACAACAAAUAAAAUUUGCUAUAUACAACAAAUACAACGAUAACUGGAAUUCAUUCCAAGGGAAGAUUUAUUAUAUAAGCAAUUUUCAUGUUGUACAAAUGUGUGCUUGAAUAUGUAACUGAUUUACCUACAAAGUUUCUGUAAAUAAAGUUUUUCUUCUUGCCCA
This is a messenger RNA of Parus major (Great Tit), 5358 nucleotides long. RefSeq names its product phosphoglucomutase 2 (gene PGM2). Gene Ontology annotation, molecular function: phosphopentomutase activity; magnesium ion binding. The transcript is spliced from 14 exons. NCBI's taxonomy places the organism in Eukaryota, Metazoa, Chordata, Aves, Passeriformes, Paridae. Gene Ontology annotation, biological process: carbohydrate metabolic process; purine ribonucleoside salvage. The coding region runs from base 52 to 1881 and encodes 609 amino acids. The record is from RefSeq and is a predicted model, not a curated record.